UCUCACCUAGAGCUGUGUUGAAUUCUCAUCCAUCACAAUGAGCAACAAAUUCCUGGGCACCUGGAAACUUGUCUCCAGUGAGAACUUCGAUGAUUACAUGAAAGCUCUGGGUGUGGGGUUAGCCACCAGAAAACUGGGAAAUUUGGCCAAACCCCGUGUGAUCAUCAGCAAGAAAGGGGAUGUUAUAACUAUAAGAACUGAAAGUACGUUUAAAAAUACAGAGAUCUCCUUUAAGUUAGGUCAGGAAUUUGAAGAAACCACAGCUGACAGCAGGAAAACAAAGAGCAUUGUAACCUUGUCAAGAGGCUCAUUAAAUCAAGUGCAGAAAUGGGAUGGCAAGGAGACGACAAUAAAAAGAAAGUUGGUGGAUGGGAAAAUGGUAGAGGAAUGUAAAAUGAAGGGCGUGGUCUGCACCAGAAUUUAUGAGAAGGUCUGA
Molecule: messenger RNA, 436 nt
Organism: Neomonachus schauinslandi (Hawaiian monk seal)
Lineage: Eukaryota; Metazoa; Chordata; Mammalia; Carnivora; Phocidae
Product: myelin P2 protein
Exons: 4
Coding region: 38-436 (132 amino acids)
Biological process (GO): fatty acid transport; membrane organization
Cellular component (GO): nucleus; cytosol; myelin sheath
Molecular function (GO): fatty acid binding
Source: RefSeq, a predicted model, not a curated record